Molecule: messenger RNA, 2042 nt
Organism: Rubroshorea leprosula
Lineage: Eukaryota; Viridiplantae; Streptophyta; Magnoliopsida; Malvales; Dipterocarpaceae
Source: the annotation of a GenBank genome assembly
GUCGUCUUCUUCCUCAUCCAACCUCUUCGAAUUUGCAACCAUGACAGUAACUUUUUCUUAAAUCUGUUACCAAUUGAAGCUCGAAGAAGAAAGAUGCCGUUGAUGCUGAUCAGAUCGGUGGCUAAACCACCAGAGCCAUCGAAACACCAUGAAGAAACCUCCAUCAAAUUCGGGACUUCGGAAGCUCUGGCCCACGUCUGAUCCCUGCAUGAGUGUAUUGCAUACCAGCGUGCUCUCGACCUGGAUCUCGACAGCCUGUUCUUGCAGCAUAUGAACCUUGAUAAGCACCUCUUUCACCUUCAGAAAUCCGCCGAGGUACUUGACAUUGUCAAGGCCGACUCGGAUCACAUGUUGUCAAAUGUGCACUCCACGUGUGACCUUGCCGACCAGGUUAGCAGAAAGCUCUGAUCCGCGUUAACUCUAUGCUUCUCCAUGUCGAUGCCAUCUUCUAUCUCUCUCUUCCCUCCUUCCUAAUGGCGCCUUCUGUUUUCUACACCAUCUUUUCCAGAUCUUCCAUCUCCCUUGCUCCUGUUCAUCCUUGACCACUGCUUGCUCCCAUGGAGAGAGUAGAGAUUUGGGGAAGAAGAUGGAGCAGAGAGAGAUGAAAUGAGAGGAGGAAAGAGAAAUUUUGUGCCGGAGAAAUUCUUCGUUAGCUUAUGUGUCUUUUUGGAUGAUGAAAUGUCAUCUUUAGCUGAGUUGUAAUAAUAUUACUGAACGGGGAUACCACUUUCUUGUCAAAAAGAAGUUGCCAGUAGCUAUGGACCAGAGGGAUUUGACUAAACAAAAAAGGGCAUAAAAAUAAAUUAAAAACAUUGAUCAUAAGGAAUCCAGCAAAGCGUCCAACAAUGCAUAUAUCUCAGCAAAAAUAAAGCCAGAUCAGAUGCAAAAUAGGGGCUAAUGAGCGAAACGUUAAAACUUAACUGAUGGAUGCUGUCAGGCUACACAGAGGGGGUGGUUGGUUUGCCACUGAACAUGAGUUGAGGGGUACUUUUGCGCGUGAAUUAACUUGAGGGGUUGAUCUGUUAUCGAACGACGAGUUGAGGGGCUAAUCUGCAUGUUUUGCCUUAGAUAAAUCCCAGCACUUCCCUCUUCCUCUUGUUCUUCGUCGCUAACGAAAAUCACAGAAACAAGAAUCCAAGAAUCAUGGAGCAAGAGCCGAUUGCCGCCGAAUUGCCCAACCACCAGCAACCUCUUCAAGAGUUGCCCUUCGCCGUCUCCCUCCUUCGCCUUGACGGAGGCAAAUCCACCGCCAUUGGCGACGACAACCAACCUCCCAACUCCUCCUGCCGCUGCGAAUGCAAUUGCUCUUCCAUGAAACGCCCCUCCCGUGAACCCUCCACCGAACGCCACACCAAGAAACCCAACUACUGCGAUUUCUCGGUUCUUCCGCUUCCCCCAAUAUCUUUACCUACUCUUCGCCGCGGCGGUUCUGGCCCCUACACCGUUCCAAGACCAUCCACAUCCCAGACAAGGGAUUCCUUGCCGCCAGUCUCGAGGCGGUCGAUAGCGGAGCUUACUCCCUCGCCGGACAAGACCUCCUCCAGGUCUUCCGGCUCGAACGAGAUCAUCAGGGAGGAGAGUACCCGUAGACAGAGGUGGCAGAGGAUGAAGGAUAGGCUCAAGGAGAUGACUGAGUGGCUGGAAGAAAUGCGGGAAGGUGAGGGAAUGAAAGUCACUGAAGAUCCAACCAAGGAUGAGAAUGAAGAAGAAGAAGAAGAAGAAGAAGAAGAAGAAGAAGAAGCUGUGUGGGUGGAGAGAAAAGGGAAACGUUUGGUGAUUCAUUUCAAGUGUCCCUGUGGCAAAGGCUAUCAGAUUCUUCUCUCUGGAGGCAUGUGCUAUUACAAACUCACGUAGAUUCAUUCAUCAUCAUCUGCGACUGAUUUUCCUUUCUCCUCUGAUAUGUACAUAUUACAAUUAGAUGGAUUUUUUCAUUAGUCCUGGACAUAUUUUUCCUUUCUCAUUCCUUUGAUUUGUGUCCUCUUGGCACAUGAUGUCUGUAAUUGAAGAGGGGUUUACAAAUUACAUAAAUUUGUUCAUUAGGA